AUGAGGAGAAAAACAAGAGAGGUGGAAAGAAAGGAGGCAGUAGCAGCACAAACCGGCGAGGCAGGCCGCGAGGCAAAGGGCAACGGCGGGGAAGCGAGCGCCAAUGUGUUGGUCACUCUGUGUGGCUCCUGGACCGAUGGACUCAGAGCCUUGGACAUAAUUGCCGCUGAUGUGAUCUCAGGCAUCAACUACCGCGGACAGCAUGGUGCGCCCGUGUCCUCGGUGCUGGUGACCACGUGGCUGCUUUGCUGGUCCUUCCACGGGUCCGAGCAGGCCAGAAGACCCAUGCGCCGGCUCGUCGCCGGUCGCUCCCUGACGCCACUAGGAUGGGGCGAGUACUGCGACGGAACCAGGUGGGCUUACAAGACACCGCAGUGCGGAAACGCGACGAGGGCGGACACCGUUGAUACGAAAAACGAGGCGGGCUGGCCGGCAUUCGAGAGUGCGUGUGGCAGCCCGAGCCAGUCGCCAAUCAACAUCAACUUCUUGCAGACGAGCUUCAAGAGCUUCGGGCCCAUCUCCUUCCUCGGCUACAACGUGCCCUUCCGCUUCGCUAUCGAGAACGGAGGACACGCGCUGUACAUCACGCCAUUGUACGCCCACCUCGAGUCCUACGGCGGACCGCUGCCCGCGCGCUACAACCUCUCCAAGGGCAUCUUUCAUUUCGGCAACGAGACCAGCCCGCGGGGCUCUGAGCACACCAUCGACGACCGAAACUUCGCCGCCGAGCUCCAACUCCUGGUGUCCUCAGAGAAGCCCACGCCCACUGAAUGCAUCCGGCGUGGCCAGGGGCUGGCCAUUUUCGUCAUACUGUUUGAGAAACAUGAGCAAAACAACCCGUUUCUGGACACGCUCAUCAAUGCCUCGGAGCACAUGACGUACCGCGGCAACAAGACGGAGGUGACGAUGCCCCUGGCCUACCUGCUGCCCAACACGACGCAACACUACUACAUCUACCUGGGCUCGCUCAGCUUCCCCCCGUGCACCAGUGACGCCUUCGUCGUGGUCUUCAGAAGCACCGUGGCCAUCGGAGAGCAGCAGGCGAGCGGCGUCUCUUUUCACUCGCAUAUGGUGCUGUAUGGUGUCACGAGAGGAGGGCGUCGUAAUUUUGAUUACGAUCAGGAGCUGUUGAUGACACGCGAUAUCAUGGACCCGUGCGCACACAUUUUUCACAGCGUAUUGUGUCCAUCGUCGCGGCAAGCUUAUCGUUAUCGUGCCGAUCUCUAUCGUAAGUGGCCGACUCACGAGCGCCGGCCAAUGGCGAACACGGGCUCGGAUUCGAGAAGCGUUUUCCUUUUUUCUUUUUUCUUUUUUCUUGAGCGUGGCAACAUGGCUACAUUGUGGCUACAACUUGAAUCCGGUUCCACCGCGUGGAAAUUAAACGAACAUUGUACUGGUAACGAAGAAUAAAAUUUGUGUAGCUGCAAAUUCAUCUAAAUUUUGCCCUUAUCCCU
Messenger RNA from Dermacentor andersoni, 1454 nucleotides. RefSeq names its product carbonic anhydrase 6-like. The record is from RefSeq and is a predicted model, not a curated record. NCBI's taxonomy places the organism in Eukaryota, Metazoa, Arthropoda, Arachnida, Ixodida, Ixodidae. Gene Ontology annotation, molecular function: carbonate dehydratase activity; zinc ion binding.